AUGGCACAUCCAAACCUCCGUCCGGAAACCUCUAAUCGUACUUCAUCACCUGUGUACAUUCGAACAAACCCCUCAGACUAUGCUUGCAUUCACCCCGCUGCGCUGGACCCGGCAUAUAACGGACCCGCACGUCCUCCAUCUCCCACGGUAUUUACAGCACCAGCCUUGUUCAUACACCCAACAACUGCUGUGGGAUUUGUAGCCAAUCACACUAGACCAUCCACUCCACAUUCCAACUCGGAUGACUGCCCCAUUUGCCUGGACAGCUAUAUCACUGAAGCCUGUCUCCAAAUUAUAGGAAUCAUAGGGUGCAACCACCGCAUUGGCAGCACAUGUUUGGAAAAAAUGCUCGAUCACCAUCCCGGAGAUGAGAAAAAAUGCCCGUUGUGUCGCACAGUCUGGAUACUUGGCUCUGCCCCCCAUUUCGCUGCACAAGAUCGAAGUCUUGCUAAUAUAAGAGCAAUGACAAACCCGCUCCUGAGUAUGGGCGGAGAAGUUUCUAGUUCACACAAUCGGCUUCCACCCGGAUACACGGCGCACCCUAUGAGAAGUCACAAUCGAGGUGGGCUACGAACUGAUACACACUCAUCGCCAUUAUGGCAGGACCAAGAUCAGUCCGUCCUUAUUGACUCGUCAGAGGAAUCGGAAGAUGGCGACUCGGAAGAGGAAGAAGAAGCUGCUUAUGCAACCCAAGUCCGGAUCUACGAAGACCUAACGGCCGAUAUCGCUGAUAUACGGCGUCGAGCAGAUAACCAAGGAGCGGAUCGGACCAACCGAAACAGACGCCAGGAUCGAUUGCAACACGGUCAUGAGGAGAGCCAGCUUGGUGGUGGAAGCGAGACCAACAGAGUUGAGUCUAGAAGAAGAAGGAGAGGAGCCAUCUCCGCCAACACACCAGGAACGAACACGCUCAACCGCUUCAUGAACGUGCGCGCAUUGAACGCUUUCCGAACCGCCGUGAACGGGACUGCACCCGAAGUCGCGGUUAGGGGCGACCGCUUCACUGGCCAUGUUACGCGGGGAAUGGCGCGUGCACGGGACGAGCCCAGUGCUCGAGACGGGCAGCAUCGCGCCACGCCUGGUGAGGACUUGAUGGGUGCAGGUCAACAGCAAAAUACCAUUUCAUCUGCCGUGACGCCUGCUUCUCCGCAUGCACAGACUGGUACUCGACGUUCCGGCGCAGAUUGUAGAGUGACCAGACCUCGCGGUGGUCACCCACAACCUCACACUAGAAUCUCUCAGUCAUUCCGUACUCCCGAGGCUCACGCUCAGUACCUAGACGAGCGACAGCGGUUUCUAGAUGUCCAGUACACGAACUUGCUAAGGUGGGAGACAGCGCUUCAAGAGCGCGAGACGAGGGUAGAGAAUACGCUUGCACUGAUAACGAGACAAAGGGUUGAGUUGGAAGAACUGAUGCGAAGGCAGCGAGAGGAUUUGGAUAGUAGUAGGUAG
Bipolaris victoriae FI3 is the source of this 1452-nucleotide messenger RNA. RefSeq lists its product as hypothetical. Lineage: Eukaryota; Fungi; Ascomycota; Dothideomycetes; Pleosporales; Pleosporaceae. The transcript has a single exon. Bases 1 to 1452 code for a protein of 483 amino acids. The record is from RefSeq and is a predicted model, not a curated record.